Drosophila takahashii is the source of this 1480-nucleotide messenger RNA. RefSeq names its product snake (gene snk). Gene Ontology annotation, biological process: proteolysis. The record is from RefSeq and is a predicted model, not a curated record. Gene Ontology annotation, molecular function: serine-type endopeptidase activity. Lineage: Eukaryota; Metazoa; Arthropoda; Insecta; Diptera; Drosophilidae.
UUAAAAAUAUUUUAUUAAAAUACAUUUAUUGCAGCUCUUUAUUUGGAAUAUGCACUAAGAAAUAAAUAAUGAAUCCCCAUAAAUUACCAAUAGAAUGAUAAUACUUUGGUCCCUAAUCAUACAUCUUCAAUUGACCUGCUUGCAUUUGCUUCUGCAGACUCAGCGGCUUGAGGCUCUCGAUGCCCUGGAAAUAAUCAAUUACCAGACCACCAAGUACACAAUCCCCGAAGUUUGGGAGGAUCAGGCCAUUGCGUCCACGGGCGAAGAUAAAGAUGCUCAGGAGACCGAAGAGGAAGGGGAGAGUUUUUUGAAGUUCGGCGACGAUGGAGAGGCAAGGACCCCCGCUUCCGAAGGACUUCCCGAGGGUGCCUUCUGCCGUCGCAGUUUCGAUGACCGAAGUGGCUACUGCAUCCUGGCCUAUCAGUGCCUCCACGUCAUCCGGGAAUAUCGGGUGCAUGGCACCCGCAUCGACAUCUGCACCCAUCGGAAUAAUGUGCCCGUCAUUUGUUGUCCUUUGGCCGACAAACAUGUCCUGGCACAGCGAAUCAGCGCCACUAAAUGCCAGGAGUACAAUGCUGCCACCAGAAGGCUUCAGUUGGCCGACACCGGACGCACUUUCUCCGGGAAGCAAUGCGUGCCCAGUGUACCUUUAAUAGUGGGCGGAAUUCCCACCCGACAUGGACUCUUCCCCCACAUGGCGGCCCUGGGAUGGACGCAGGCCUCCAGUGGCUCCAAGGAAUCCGUGGACAUAAAGUGGGGCUGUGGCGGCGCCCUGGUUAGCGAGCUCUACGUCCUGACCGCCGCCCAUUGUGCUACCUCGGGUAGCAAACCACCGGACAUGGUUCGAUUGGGCGCCCGCCAGUUGAACGAAACCAGCUCGUCCCAGCAGGACAUCAAGAUCCUGAUCAUCGUGCUUCAUCCAAAGUACAGAUCCUCGGCCUAUUACCAUGACAUUGCGCUGCUCAAGCUGACCCGGCGGGCCAGGCUUUCGGAAUGGGUUCGUCCCGCCUGCCUGUGGCAACUGCCAGAGCUCCAGAUACCCACCGUUGUGGCCGCCGGCUGGGGACGCACCGAGUUCCUGGGCGCCAAGUCGAAUGUCCUGCGACAGGUGGACCUCGAUGUGAUUCCCCAGAUGAGCUGCAAGCAAAUCUAUCGCAAGGAACGACGUCUGCCCAGGGGCAUCAUCGAGGGUCAGUUCUGUGCGGGUUAUUUGCCCGGAGGCAGGGAUACUUGCCAGGGUGACUCAGGUGGUCCACUCCAUGCCAUCCUACCCGAAUACAACUGCGUGGCCUUUGUGGUGGGCAUCACCUCGUUCGGCAAGUUCUGUGCGGCUCCCAAUGCCCCCGGGGUUUACACCAGGCUGUACAGCUACCUGGAUUGGAUCGAGAAGAUUGCCUUCAAGCAGCACUAAAACGAUCUUUUGAUACCUUUAAUAACUAAUUUAAUUUAUUAAAUAUUCUCUUCACAAGUUACAAAAUAU